AUGACAUCCAACGUUGCAUGCUUGGGAAAGGAUGGUUUUGCCUUGUCAAGACCUUUCCCUUAUAAGAAUUCGGGUGGAGACAUUUGUUGUGUUGUGUGUUGUCUACAGCAAGGAAGGCUCUUCUAUCAAGCACCUUGUCACUUUAAAAUUUUCAGAGAACGAGGAGCCAUCGUCAACGAAGAACGAGAAGAAUGGGUAACGAAGGUAUUCGGAUAUACCAAUUUGAAAGGUGGACGAAUGUGUGAUAAACACUACAGAGAGAUGCUCAAAAUGAAGAAUGGAAAAGGUAGUAGGAAGAAAAAGGAUGAAGACACCAACGGAGAGAAGCAUUCAGGCUCCUCUAGCAUGCUGACAAAUCAUGAUAAUCCAGACUCUUGUUCGUCAUCAUCGUCAUCAUCAGUGAGCACAUCUAAGGGUGGUCUCUUAUUUGAUUGUCUUGUCAAGCAACUGGAAGGACUCGUGGGAUGUGUAAACUCUAACGUCGACCUUAAUGAAACUUCACAAAAAGUAAAAAGGGAGGAAUAUGAAUCGGAUUGUAGUGACUCGUCUUCAGACAACGAUAACACAAGCGAAUCGGUGGAUGAGACAGAAGAUGACAACAGGGAAACUUGCAAAACCAAGUACGCAAAGAAGGUAAAGAGAGAAAAUGUUUAUCAAUAA
Messenger RNA from Naegleria lovaniensis, 660 nucleotides. RefSeq lists its product as uncharacterized. NCBI's taxonomy places the organism in Eukaryota, Heterolobosea, Eutetramitea, Acrasida, Naegleriidae. The record is from RefSeq and is a predicted model, not a curated record. The transcript has a single exon. Bases 1 to 660 code for a protein of 219 amino acids.